AUGUCAACCAAGCACACCAAAAAAACUGCCGCAGCCCUUACUGAAAAAUUAAGGACGCAGGCGCAGGCUAAGCGGACUGAAGCUCGCAAACGCAGUGAAGAUAAGGCUAUAGCGGAUGCUCUACGCCUUGAAGCGGAAAAGAUAGAAGCUGCGGCCGACAAGGUCAAUGACGCCCAGGAGAUGGAUAUAGAUGUGGAUUCGCUCAUUCAGGAGUUUAGGAAAGAUUUGGAUGGAUUGCAAGGAUCUAUGGAUUGGGAGCCGGAGACAACGCCGGAGACGCCAGCACCGCCAGCACCACCAGUGCCACCGCCAGCACCGCCAGUGCCACCGCCAGCACCGCCAGUGCCACCGCCAGCACCGCCAGCACCGCCAGCACCGCCGCCGCAACACCCGGAGGGCAAAUCCUGGACUAAAGAAGAACUUGAUGAACUUCCGGAUCUCGAACUCCGGCAGGAUGUAAACAUGUGGAGUUUUGACGGACGGGUCGAGGGAAGAGCAAAAGCGGGAUACGGCCAACGACUGAUCAUAGCGCGCGGGCCGCGAAGGUUCUGCAUCUACCGCCUGGUAGCAUCAAGCACUUGGCCUGGAAGUAAAAAUUUCGGCGAGGAUAUCAAACAUCGGGGGGCGGUAAAGGGGCAGAAUUUCAAGAUAAAAGGGGUUGCCUAUGCAGACACUAAGGGGGAUUCAGGCCCGGAACUGAUGAACCCGAGGGGAUACGGCAAAGGAAAGAGGUUUCCAGUAACAUAUGUGAAAAUAUGGUGGGGAGAUAUGGUGGGGGAAAAUGGCAUGAACUCGGAUAGCUCCACAACUUGGGAAACGAGGACGACAGUACGCAAACUAUAUGGCGGUACCAACAUUGGGGACGUAUCCAUAUACGAGGCCGCAUUACUUUUAGAACAAUCCGCCAAUGAAUUCAUCGAGAAGAACCCUGAUUGGCGAAGUAUUGUAGAUCCUUCUUGGUCAAGCAAGGUGAAUCGGGAGGUGAUCGAAAGGGAAGUCAAAGAAGAGGCGGAUGCAUAG
Molecule: messenger RNA, 1020 nt
Organism: Morchella importuna
Lineage: Eukaryota; Fungi; Ascomycota; Pezizomycetes; Pezizales; Morchellaceae
Exons: 1
Coding region: 1-1020 (339 amino acids)
Biological process (GO): actin filament polymerization
Cellular component (GO): actin filament; cytoplasm
Molecular function (GO): actin binding; microtubule binding
Source: RefSeq, a predicted model, not a curated record